This is a messenger RNA of Amphimedon queenslandica, 2340 nucleotides long. RefSeq names its product mucin-19-like. The record is from RefSeq and is a predicted model, not a curated record. The transcript has 2 exons. NCBI's taxonomy places the organism in Eukaryota, Metazoa, Porifera, Demospongiae, Haplosclerida, Niphatidae. The annotation marks the transcript as partial.
CUCUCUCCCUCUCUCUCAUCUCUCCAUACUUUCCCUUCUUCCUCUUCUGUUUCAACCUCUCAACCUGAUCUCACCAUUUCUUCAACUUCCAGUACAUCCGAGCUUCUCAAUCAGUAUUUCUUCAUACCUGGUUCCAUACUACUUGCAAUAAUCAUCAUGAUCCUACCAAUGUUGUACAUUAUUAUCUUUUGCUAUAUGAGAUUUUCUGCCCUUCGAACUGGACGGCCUUCUACUAGUGCUAUGGAGACUGAAGCAGCCUCUACCAAUGCUAUGGAGACUGGAGCAGCCUCUACCAAUGCUAUGGAGACUGGAGCAGCCUCUACCAGUGCUAUGGAGACUGGAGCAACCUCUACCAGUGCUAUGGAGACUGGAGCAGCCCCUACUAAUGCCAUGGAGACUGGAGCAGCCUCUACCAGUGCUAUGGAGACUGUAGCAGCCUCUACCAGUGCUAUGGAGACUGGAGCAACCUCUACCAAUGCUAUGGAGACUGGAGCAGCCUCAACCAAUGCUAUGGAGACUGGAGCAGCCUCUACCAAUGCUAUGGAGACUGUAGCAGCCCCUACUAGUGCUAUGGAGACUGUAGCAGCCUCUACCAGUGCUAUGGAGAAUAAAGCAGCCUCUACCAGUGCUAUGGAGACUGGAGCAGCCUCAACCAAUGCUAUGGAGACUGUAGCAGCCUCUACCAAUGCUAUGGAGACUGGAGCAGCCUCUACCAGUACUAUGGAGACUGGAGCAGCCCCUACUAAUGCUAUGGAGACUGGAGCAGCCUCUACCAGUGCUAUGGAGACUGGAGCAGCCCCUACUAAUGCUAUGGAGACUGGAACAACCCCUACUAAUGCUAUGGAGAAUAAAGCAGCCUCUACCAGUGCUAUGGAGACUGUAGCAGCCUCUACCAGUGCUAUCGAGAAUGAAGCAGCCUCUACCAGUGCUAUGGAGACUGGAGCAGCCUCAACCAAUGCUAUGGAGACUGGAGCAGCCUCUACCAAUGCUAUGGAGACUGGAGCAGCCCCUACUAAUGCUAUGGAGACUGGAGCAGCCUCAACCAGUGCUAUGGAGACUGGAGCAGCCUCUACCAGUCCUAUGAAGACUGGAGCAACCUCUACCAGUCCUAUUGAGGCUGGAGCAUCCUCUACCAGUCCUAUGGAGACUGCAGCAACCUCUACCAGUGCUAUGGAGACUGGAGCAGCCUCAACCAAUGCUAUGGAGACUGGAGCUGCCUCUACCAGUCCUAUGGAGACUGGAGCAGCCCCUACUAAUGCUAUGGAGACUGGAGCAGCCUCAACCAGUGCUAUGGAGACUGUAACAGCCUCUACCAGUGCUAUGGAGACUGGAGCAGCCUCUACCAGUGCUAUGGAGACUGUAGCAGCCUCUACCAGUGCUAUGGAGACUGGAGCAGCCUCUACCAAUGCUAUGGAGACUGGAGCAACCUCUACCAGUGCUAUGAAGACUGGGGCAGCCUCUACCAGUGCUAAAAAGAAGAAGAAGAAGAAGAAGACUGGAGCAGCCUCUACCAGUGCUAUGGAGACUGGAGCAGCCUCUACCAGUGCUAAAAAGAAGAAGAAGAAGAAGAAGACUGGAGCAGCCUCAACCAGUGCUAUGGAGACUGUAACAGCCUCUACCAGUGCCAUGAAGACUGGAGCAGCCUCUACCUGUGCUAUGGAGACUGGAGCAGCCUCUACCAGUGCUAAAAAGAAGAAGAAGACUGGAGCAGUCUUUAUCAGUGCUAUGGAGACUGGAGCCACCUCUACCAGUGCCAUGAAGACUGGAGCAGCCUCUACCAGUGCCAUGGAGACUGGAGCAGCCUCUACCAGUGCUAUGGAGACUGUAGCAAUGUUUACCAGUGCUAUGAAGACUGUAGCAGCCUCUACCAGUACUAUGAAGACUGGAGCAGCCUCUGCCAGUGCUAUGAAGACUGUAGCAGCCUCUACCAGUGCUAUGAAGACUGUAGCAGCCUCUACCAGUACUAUGGAGACUGGAGCAGCCUCUACCAGUCCUAUGAAGACUGGAGCAACCUUUAUGGAGACUGGAGUAGUCUCUACCAGUGCUAUGAAGACUGAAGCAGCCUCUACAAGUGCUAAAAAGAAGAAGAAGAAGACUGGAGCAGCCUCUACCAGUGCUAUGGAGGCUGGAGCAACCUCUACCAGUGCAAUGGAGACUGGAGCAACCUCUACCAGUGCUAUGGAGACUGGAGCAACCUCUACCAGUGCUAUGGAGACUGAAGUAGCCUCUACCAGUGGUAAAAAGAAAAAGAAAAAAAAUAAAGGCAGGAGCAGCCUCUCUACCAGUGCUAUGGAGACUGGAGCAGCUUAUCUAUAACUAGUAGUGAUUUAUACUCAACUC